AUGGCAACCGAAGCUCAAUCAACGAAGAAGUUUAUGGAUCAUUUGGCUCCAUUCCUCCACCCCAACGCCAGCUCUCUUCCCUUUGCAGUUAAUGGUAUGAAAGAUAGCAAGAGCACGGCCAAAUGGUCAUCGUUGCCUCCCAGGAAACCUGGAGCCCUUGAUGCCCAUUUUAGGCAAGCGAAACACAUCAUCUCAUCAGAUCCAUCCUUCCGUACCCUUGCUACCAUGGACACGUCUAUGAGCGGUCUGGGUGAGAGCUCUAGAUGUGAAAGUUUUAAUGAAUUCCCAUGUGUUCGCGCUAUCGAGGAAGAUGGAAACACAGCUCGUGAUUCGGUUCUCACCCUUCCAGAAGAUCCUGGCAAUCCCACAUUCGAACGACGAGUUAGCGUUGGGCUAGACUUGGACUGCAGCGAACAUGGCAGUAGUACCAGUGUUGCCGAGACAGAUUCUGUUCACUCACUUCAAGAGAUGGAAGAAGGCAUGAGCCGAACAGUGGCUAUGAACGGCAGACCAAUCCCUGAAGACCCUGGAGUAGAGAGAUCCAAUGCCCCCGCCAAGUACACCCAGGAAGCAAAAGAAGGUCCCAGAGAGCGUUUUAUGGGGUGGUCACGAGCAUCCCGGCUUCAAGCAAUCAAGGCACUCCCACCUAUCAAGGGGUGUGCUUCCUCCACCUCGCUGCUCAGUAUUGAAGAAGCUACAUCAGGCAAGGUAGCCAACUCUGCCUGCUCCAAGCACAAUAUGGACGAAGAUUUGGAUUACUCGGUUCAUUCUGGCGCAUCGGAGGCUAGCUUUGUGAUUCGAUGCUUCACAACUGCAUCCAAGGACAGUAAACGAGUCCUGGGUGGUUCAUUUGAGCUUCCCAAGAAACCUAGGCCUGGUUUGGUCAAGGCAAUGUCCCGUCGUAGGAGCUCUGGUUCGACGUCUCUCAAAUCGUUUAGCAAGUCAAUGAGGUCUCUAUUGCUGCGUCAGAACAGCGGACUGUCGAGCGUCAUGAGCCACCUUUACCAUGAUGAGUAUGCCCUGAUUGAAGAAACACUCCAAAGGAACUUCAUGUUCAAACAUCUUUCUGCAGGUGCCCUACACAAUCUGGUUAUGUCCUUCACAAGGGAUGAGGUAGAAAAGGAUGAUAUCAUCGUCCGUCAAGGUGAAUCCUGUGAGAAUGGUUAUGUGUAUAUUGUCGCUGAAGGAGAGUGUUCUGUCUUUGUCGACGGAAAUGUUGUGCCUGGUCCUUAUGGCACUCUUUCUCGCAAGGCUUUGUUUGGCGAGCUGGGAGUUCUCUACAAUGCAAAGAGAGGUGCCACCAUAUCAGUAAAAUCAGAACAAGGGGUUCUCUUCCGGGCAAAAGGGAAAGAGUUUGCUAAUGCCUUCAAUCAAGACACAACAGAGGAGACACCGAAGCCCAUUGAUGAUGAGUUGACUAAAAUUGAUGAAGCCAUAAACCAGUUAUCUGGUACCACCUCAAAGUUUGAAGGAGGUGAAAUCAUUCCUCAGUACAAACCAAGCAGGAAGUGGCUUUGGUCACGGUGGCAUGGGACAGUCUUUGAGCAGACCAAUGUAACGGCCAUUUGCAUGAUGCUGCUCUCUUUUGUGUUUGUCUUGAUAGUAAGACUGUUUGGGGAACCAACAUGGUCGGUUGGGAUGGCACCGGAUGAAGACCAUGUCUGGAUCCAAACCCUCACUAUUGUUCGGAAGAUUUGGGUGUACCAGAUGACGUUCACCACAUUCAUCCUCACCUUUUAUGUCAACCAAGCGUACAUGUUCUGGAAUGAGACUGUGAACAUUACAAGGGGACUGCAAGGCCGCCAAAGUGACUUCUUUCUACUGUUGGCAACUACCAUCGAACGAAACGAGGAUGGUACAUUCACGAGGGAAUCUGAAGCCCUAUUGGACGAUGUAGGUGCAUCCAGUCGUCUCUUCCACAUGUUCUUCUGGGCGUCUUGUGCAAAUCGCUACAAUUGUCUUCUCACUGAGACAGGAAUGGAGCGUAUUGUACAACGGGGUAUCAUGACCCAAAAGCAGCUGAAGGUUCUGCAAGGCCUUGGCACGGCGGAAGGCUCGAAACAUUAUGCGUGCUUGGAGUGGAUGAUGAUCCGGGCUUGGCAAGGCAUUCACGAUGGACUCCUCACGGAUUCCCCAUCUCUCAGCCAGCAGCUCCUCGAGAAGAUGUGUAAACUGCGAUCACUAUGCGCAACUUUUGUUGACAUUGGCAAGACACGUAUGCCUCUGGUCUACACUCAUUUUGUUCAGAUCUUGGUUGACACAUUUGUCUUGCUCUCCCCAUUUGCACUCUAUGGAGACCUUGGUGUUUACUCCAUCUUCUGUGUAGGAAUGAUCACUCUGUUCUACACUGGGCUCCUUGACCUUGCCAAAGUCUUUUUGGACCCACUGGACAACCAAGUGUAUUCCAAGAAAUCAGGCAAUUUGGGUGUUGACCUAGGCGUCCUUACCAGCGAGUCAAAUGCGGCCUCAGUUCAUUUCAAGGACUUGGGUGCUAUGCAUCCUUUUGAAAGAAGCAUAUCAGCUCUUCACAAACAAGGUGAGAGGUGA
Messenger RNA from Seminavis robusta, 2547 nucleotides. Lineage: Eukaryota; Bacillariophyta; Bacillariophyceae; Naviculales; Naviculaceae. The record is from the annotation of a GenBank genome assembly.